AUGGCGGCUCGCAGCGGAAUACCGUUUCCCAAAUAUCUCACUGUAUCCCGAUUGAACUCCAGGAUAGGACUGCAACGUGUGAUGGUAGAACACAUUUGUAAUGCUCUUGAAAAUAUCUGCUGCGGCCCCGUCGAUUUCUGCCAGAAGCUGAGCAACGGCACGGUGCUUGUGAAGACUUGGGCUGCCAACCUGAGCGCCGCAAAACUCCCGCAGGUGUGCUUCCUGCCCAACAACAUCGAUGUGGAGGUGAAGGAGCAUCGCAGCCUCAACCAAGGCCGGGCGGUGAUGCACUCGUACGACCUGGCGAAACACUCCGAGGCGGAGAUACUCCAGCAGCUGCAGGAGCACAAUGUGAUCAGCGUCAGGAAGAUCACUCGCUGGAGACAGCAGCCCAGCAAAAAGCACGAGACGGGUCUGAUAAUACUGCACUUUGAUACCUAUCCUCCGCCAAGUAUUCAACUGAAUGGCAAAAUCAUUCGACUCCAUCCUUAUGUGCCCACUCCAAUGCGCUGCAGGAAUUGCUUGCUCUUCGGGCACCCGACCAGGGACUGUCAACGUCCUUCGGCCUGCUUGAAUUGCGGCUAUGCGAAGCACCUGAACAUCGGCGAGAAGUGCAGUCGGAAUCAGGCCUGCGUCAAUUGUCGGACGCGGAAGGUGCCCCACUCCAGACAUCACACACUCGACAGGACGUGCCCCACCUUCAUCUGGGAGGAUCAGAUCAAAGCCAUCUGCAUCAUAUCGAGGGUGUCGCGACGAAGGGCCAUUUCGAUCUAUAAUAGUCAGUUGCCCAGAGACAUGAGCCAUUUUUCCGAGGCGGCCAGGCUUUCCUACCUGAAAGCAUCUUAA
Messenger RNA from Drosophila pseudoobscura, 846 nucleotides. RefSeq lists its product as uncharacterized. The coding region runs from base 1 to 846 and encodes 281 amino acids. NCBI's taxonomy places the organism in Eukaryota, Metazoa, Arthropoda, Insecta, Diptera, Drosophilidae. The transcript has a single exon. The record is from RefSeq and is a predicted model, not a curated record.